This is a messenger RNA of Acanthamoeba castellanii str. Neff, 1011 nucleotides long. RefSeq lists its product as uncharacterized. Lineage: Eukaryota; Discosea; Longamoebia; Acanthamoebidae. The coding region runs from base 1 to 1011 and encodes 336 amino acids. The record is from RefSeq and is a predicted model, not a curated record. The transcript has a single exon.
AUGGCUUCGACUGACACCAACCACAACAACAAGAAGAGCACCGCCAACAAGAAGCUCGACGAUGCCAAGCUCACGCUCGAGGGCGUCAAGGACAAGCUCGUCGGCGGCGUCAAGCAGACCGUGGGCCACCUGCUCCACAAGCCCGCCCUCGAGUCCACCGGCCGCCAGCAGCGGCUCAAGGCCGACGGCGAGCUCAAGCACCACCGCCCGCUGCAGGCCCUCACGCCGGCCCAGGUGGCCGAGGUGCACAUGCGGCGCGAGGCCCUCAUGGCCCACCUCGUGCGCACCGGCGGCUUCGCGCGCAUGACCGCCACCGGUCGCCUGCGCCACGUCGCCCACGUGCGCGAGAGCCAAGUCGCCGAACUGUUCAACUCCCGGGAGCCGUUCGCGCUCAAGCGGUGGAACGUACGGCCGCUGCUGGAGGACAUUCGCCAGUGCAGGACCGCCAGGCCGCUCGUGCACGUCGCCACCAUCGAGAAGGGCCUCCUGCGCUCCAUCAAGCUCACCGCCCACGACUUCAAGCUCCAGCGCUCCGCCAAGUGGGCCGACCUGCGCAUCGACAUCAGGCGCGGCGGAGACAACGCCAUGGCGCGGCUGGUCAAGGUCAAGGCCGAAGACAGGCGCGAUCGGUCGGCGCCGCGGCUCGAGCUGCUGCGGAGCGUGGCGGCGGCGCAGGCCCAGCGCGGCGAGGUGCUGCGGCAGAUCGGCAUCGAGCACAAGAUCCUCCACCACGUGGAGACCGACGACAAGGCCCGGCCCGAGCUGGUCUUCGCCAAGGCCCACGCCAGCGAGGUCAACCCCAUCGGCCCCAAAGCAGGCUUCCACAAGGCGCAGCUGCUCGAUGCGGUGAGGCAGAGCGCGGGCGGCGGCGCGGGCGGAGUGGAGCUGAAGCACGUGGAGACGGAGGACAAGGCCAAGCCGGCGGUGGGCGACGAGGUGAGCGUGCGGCGGUGGAACAAGGAGGGCUUCCUGUCCGAAGUGCGUCAGGGCACCCCGCUCCGCCACAUCUAA